Molecule: messenger RNA, 929 nt
Organism: Cynara cardunculus var. scolymus (artichoke)
Lineage: Eukaryota; Viridiplantae; Streptophyta; Magnoliopsida; Asterales; Asteraceae
Exons: 4
Coding region: 300-851 (183 amino acids)
Source: RefSeq, a predicted model, not a curated record
GUUAGUGACUUUCAAUCACGUUUUUAUGCUACUCUAAUGGAGCUUGAGUCUCGAAAAUUAUAGCUGGAAAAUUUGGACUUCUGUCAAGAGACCGAGUUUCUGCCAAUGGAAAGAUCAAAGAAGAAAAAGCUUGAACAAGCCUUCGAUUCGAGUGGAUCAACAUUUCGGUUGUGACAGAAGACAGGGUCUUGGUGCCUUUAAGCACCUCAGGCAUACAUUUUAAAUCAUGCAAGGAAGCUGCAUUCUAUCUAAGAGAUCACUCCUUGUCAAAUGUUGCUGAAGAAAAGGCGUCUGAGGAGAUGAAGCAGAUGGAGGAUGCUUGCCAUAAAGUUCCCAAAUCUGUGAAUGAAGUUGGCAGUUCAUCUGUUCCUGAGGGAAAUGUUAACUUGCCUUCAACGGAUAACUUGUUUGAUGUUAAAGUUGCCAGCCUUAUCGACUGCUCUUCUUGUGGAAUAGCAUUUGAAGACAUCCAAGGGCUGGAGAAGCACCUGGCUAGUGUUCACAAGAAAACCACAAGAAGAUUCGAUCUCCCGACAACUGAAGGCGCAGGGCACCGUGCUUCAGGAAAGCAUGCAGCUAUGGAUAUUGAUGAGCCAAACUUAGAUAAACCCUAUGCCCAGCAGAAUGGGGAAGGAUCUCCAAGUUCACGGAAGAUAGGCGAAACACAAGAAUCAGUUGGCGUCAUCAACGGGAGGUUCAAGACCAAUUGUACAUGGUGCAACAAAGGGUUCCUUUGUGAGCCGGUUGAUGCCGAAACUAUGGCGGAUGCAACUGGAUUCAUGUGUCCACAGUGCAAAGACAAAAUCUGUGGGGGAUUCGAGAGGAGUUUGUCAAGGUCUCAUCAACCUUAAAUUUUUAGUUAGUUUCUAAAUACCACACUUUUCGGUUUUUAAUUUUGAGUUGCCUUGUGGGUGGGAUUUACUGGGUUU